Molecule: messenger RNA, 2288 nt
Organism: Thalassophryne amazonica
Lineage: Eukaryota; Metazoa; Chordata; Actinopteri; Batrachoidiformes; Batrachoididae
Product: putative transmembrane protein INAFM2
Exons: 1
Coding region: 249-710 (153 amino acids)
Source: RefSeq, a predicted model, not a curated record
UCUGGAAUAAAUGACAGCGGCUCUCGCACUGCGGAGGCGCCGCAGGCCCGCAUCCAGGUGCGCCCGCACAUCUGUCGGAUGCUGAGAGACGCAGCGCCGCGCGCGGUUCCGACAUCACGUGAACCACAAGGACCUGGUUUAGCUGCUCGGGGAUCUACAGCGUCUCUCGUCUUCUCCUGGACUGUGGAUCUAACGAAGCCUUCAAGACGGAGGGGGUGGUGGAGCAUCGAGGCAAAAGCAGGGCCAACAUGAGGGAGCGGGACUUCAUGCCCACCAUGGAGCGGGGCAAACCGGCCACCUACACCGGGGACAAGAAGGCGAAGAUGGCUGCUAAGACCAACAAGAAGUGGGUGAGACUGGCCACCGUCUUUGCCUACGUGUUGUCCGUGUCCUUAGCAGCCAUCAUCCUGGCCGUCUACUACAGUCUGAUCUGGAAGCCGACCAGCUCAUCCUCCUCGGCGGGGAGGCAGCCGGAGCUGCCCGGGGAGCCCCCGACCUCCGCGGCCAACACCUCCAGCAGCGCCCCCGCCGACUGGAACUCCACACAGACUGCGCCGCUCUCCGUCAACAGAACCGGGCCAGGCUCUCGGGACAGACACCUUUACGUGUCCUCCGAGGUGGACAGUGUGGUGCGCGCCGCAGAGGAGCAGGAGACGGAGCACGGUCAGGCAACCAGGGCCGGAUCCCAGAAAAGUCUGCAAAGAGGCUGAUGGCUCGGAAACCCCCCCCCCCCCCCCCCCCCCUCAUCAAGCCGUUUUAACGUUCAGACGGACAGAACAUCUAAUAAGAUCCAAAUUCUAUUUACAGGGCUCAUCCUCAAUUAACCUGCCCUCAUAACAUCAGUUCAUAAAAUGAGAGUUGAGGGUUGUUGUUGUUGUUGUUGUUGUUGUAGCUACCAUCCACCAGCAGAGGGCGCACAUGACUGAUUCCGUGAUUCAAGUCAUUUUCUGUGAGAUAAAAUAAUUGUCAUAUUUGUUGUUUAAUUGGCUAAAAUAGUCAUGUUGAUCACUUAAAAACACAGUCUUAAAUCUCUCACCAUGAAAUUCACAGUAAUUUAUGUUUUAUAUUAAAAUCAGAAAUGUCACAUUUUGAGCUUCCAAAGUUUAAAUUCUGACAACUGGAAUUUGUUCAACCUGAUCUGUGACAGCGUCACAAAAAGUCAUGUAAUCUAUGAGUUCGUGAAACAUUAUUUUGUGAAGGCAUCACAAAAUAUGGGGUGACACGGGGUUAGCAUCGAAAAUAGUGAACUAAAUUUGAAUGUGUCAUUAAAAACGAGGCACAUUUAUACAGAAAUAAAGCGUGAGACGGGGCUUGUUUAUCUCGUCAUAAUUCCAAAUCGAACUCAAAGUUAUAAUUUCAAAAUGUAAUAGAAGUCUGAAGUUCAUCAAAAUUAAACUUAUAUUGAAUUUUCGUGAUUCAAUCAUCUGUAAAAUUGAUACGUAUGCCCCCCCCCCCAAAAAAAGCCUUCUGACUUCUCACCACCUUGAAUUAUUUGUGUCAAAAUUCAGUUUUAUCUAAAACAAUUUUGCUCAAUUCGUGUUGUGAAUGCAGAAUGUGUUGCGUUGUAUUCAUCAGGUAUCUCCGCCUUGAUUCCACGACUACGUUGGUUUUCAAACGUGGUAGUUUUUUGAGUGUUUUGGCUGUAGCGUUCAUGCUAACAUGUAGCCGGCAUUUGUUUUGCUGAGUCCGACCUCGUCAGAUUAAUUACAGCUCUGUGGAUUUGUAGCAACUGGUCUGGAACCCGCUGGACGUUAAAACGGCUCGCGAGCAUCACCUCAAGAACUGAUCCAAUAAGGCCUUUGCAGACUCGGUGCCGCAGGUCGGAUACAUUUUGCAGAGCCCUUUUUUGGACCAGCACAGGCUUCAUGCAUAUUAAAUCUUUUAUCUCAUGGCUGAGAAACGAGGACCCCCCCCCCAACACGGAUGAGUUUUUGGGGUUCUGUGUGUUUGCCUUAAAGCUGUUUGUGCGUCCUGUCUUUACCUCGGACAGCUUCGAGGACAUUUUGUCAAACACAAGCUGCAGAGACGCUUUUGGACAUGAUUAAUCCGUCACAGCCUCCUUUAAAUCAGCACCGCAUUAACCGCAUUUAGCCGUACUUCCUGUUAAACCUGGAUUCCCAGUAGAAUAAUCUGCAUUAUUGAGUUGUGCUCAGGUAUGUGCAUAUAAUUCUGAAAAUGCAUUGUGUACACAUAUAGGACAGGCAUAUAUCGUUUGGCCUUGAUGAAAUAUGAACCUUUAGUGUAAUUAGAUCAUUUUUGAGGUAUCAAUUGUGGCUAUAUCACAUGGU